Molecule: messenger RNA, 936 nt
Organism: Callorhinchus milii (elephant shark)
Lineage: Eukaryota; Metazoa; Chordata; Chondrichthyes; Chimaeriformes; Callorhinchidae
Gene: cib2
Product: calcium and integrin binding family member 2
Exons: 6
Coding region: 227-790 (187 amino acids)
Molecular function (GO): calcium ion binding
Source: RefSeq, a predicted model, not a curated record
GGAGGGGGGGCGGCACUGGGGCAGCGAAAGAGGAUCCAUCCUCCUGACAAGACAAUUGUACCAAACUGAUGCCGUCCGGUGUGUGGCCGUAGCUUUGGACAUUCAAUGCGGGGUUGGGAACUGCGUGGGUUCACCCCGAAUACAUGCCCUAAAUGCAUAAGGUAGAAAGGACGCCUGGAACUUCUAAUGUGAUGCAUCUACACACAAGGAAUAUUACUCGUUUAAGAUGGGUAAUAAGCAGACGAUAUUUACUGAUGAACAGCUCGACGCCUAUCAGGACUGCACCUUCUUUGCCCGCAAAGAAAUCCUCCGGUUACAUGGCAGAUACCAUGAGUUGGCCCCAAACUUAGUGCCAAUGGACUAUACCCAUGAGCCGGAUGUGAAACUGCCCAUUCAACUCAUAACAAACAUGCCAGAACUAAAGGAAAAUCCAUUCCGAGAACGAAUUGUGGAGGCCUUCUCCGAGGACGGACAGGGAAAUCUCAGUUUCAAUGACUUUGUGGACAUGUUCUCUGUGCUCAGUGAAAUGGCUCCUCGAGAACUAAAGGCAAUCUAUGCCUUUAAAAUCUACGAUUUCAACACUGACAAUUUCAUCUGCAAGGAGGACCUGGAAAAAACCAUUAAUAAACUAACACGAGAAGAGCUGGCCCCAGAGGAGGUAACUCUGGUCUGUGAGAAAGUCAUUGAAGAAGCUGACUUGGAUGGUGAUGGGAAACUGGCAUACCCAGAUUUUGAGAAUGUGAUCUCCAGAGCUCCAGACUUUCUCAGCACUUUCCAUAUCAGGAUCUGAAGAACCCAUUUGGAUGAAAUGGAUACAAGUGAAAAUGAGGCUUCUGCCUUUUGACAACGUAAUGUUUUGCACCUGUUGUGCAUGGAUACAAGAGUUGUCUAACUUCAAACCUGUUGAACUGGAGAAAAACAGCUCGCUAUUUUUUU